AGAUGCUUUGACAUUAAUGUUGCCUUUCAUAUGGGAGAUGCUGCUUCCAGUAUGAUGAGUAAGAAAUGAAUGAUCCAACUGUGUACUGUGUUCCCUCUGUAUUCAUCCUAAGUCACAUCCAAGAUUGCAGCACAAACACUGCUGCUUUAUCCACUGCUUUACCUAACAAUGGGCUGACUUGGAAAGUAGCUUCAAGAAUGGUGGUGUUCACAAAUCUAUUGUAGUUGCUGGCUUGCAGCUAUAAUCUUCUACCCUCCAAAGAAUGCCCUCUCUGACAUGGAUUUUCUUUGAGUUUCUCUAGUAACUUCCCUUGAUCAAUUCCCUAAAUCAAGGACAAUUCGAGGAUAUAUAUAAAGGUGGAUGGAGUAAAGCUUCGAGGCAGCAUUAUGUACAAAUCAUUUCGAGGAUUCUUGUGUUGUAUCUAUCCAUCCAUCUGGUGUUAAGAAAACUCUUCAUGAACGCAUACAUAAACUGCAUGGAGCUGGGACUUUGGAUGUAACAAGUCAGUGGAGCUUUGAAUAACAGCUGGUGGCUGGUUUUGAUCAACAUUGCAAAAAUAGUGCAGAGACUAUGAGAGUGAGUUGCAACAGCAACAGGAAGGUUAGUAGAGGAGUCAUCGUUCUACUCGAUGUCAACAGUGAUUUGGUCUCCAAUUCCUCUUGGUACACAAUCAGCACACUUUAUGAGAUUCCCAAUUUGAUUGGGGAUUUUGACUUCUAGAUUUAUUUUGGUGAUGAUUAAUACAUUAGUGAUCCAACAAUUUUAUUCUUAAUGACUUAUUGUUGUGUACAACCUCUAGCGUUUCCUAAAGUAGAGGAAACUUUGUAAUAAUGCUAUUUUUAAAGU
Molecule: messenger RNA, 846 nt
Organism: Rubroshorea leprosula
Lineage: Eukaryota; Viridiplantae; Streptophyta; Magnoliopsida; Malvales; Dipterocarpaceae
Source: the annotation of a GenBank genome assembly